Messenger RNA from Chara braunii, 1367 nucleotides. The record is from the annotation of a GenBank genome assembly. NCBI's taxonomy places the organism in Eukaryota, Viridiplantae, Streptophyta, Charophyceae, Charales, Characeae.
GGUGGCGGAAGAAGUUGUACAAUCAAGAAGUCAAGGAAGGAAGCUUGGAGUUUAAGACGCGUUGCAGAAAAAAUCGGGAAGGAAGCGACUCAAGAAAGAUAAGCCAAUCGAGUGGCUCGGGUGGGACAACGGGAACUGAAAGGAGCAUCGGACAACCACCAGUUCCUGCAAGAGUCCAUCCGAUGUUAGGAAAGACUUGUUACAAGUGCGGUGAGGCGGAUCAUUUCGCAAACGUCUGCGAAGAGUACCAGGAUGCGAAAGCAAAAGGGGUGGCAUUCGUUCCACCACCUCCUAGACCGCGCCAAGGGAGAACGACUACCAUACAGGAAGGGCAGCAGCAGAGUUUAGACAGUUCAGUGAACCGGAACGGGUCAACCUAUACCGACAGAUUAAUGAGGGAAUAUUUUCUGGAGUUAGCAGAAGAAAGACGAGCGAGAAAGGAACAAGAAGCCAGAGAGCAGGAGGAGAAACAGGCGGAAGAAGUACGCCUGAAGCGUGAGAGGGAGAGACUAGAACGAUUGGAGGAAAGGAAGAGAUACGAAGACCAACGAGACGCGAGAUUGCUGAGACUGGUGCGCGUCGAAUGGGGAGGAAGUACGAAGCAGGCGACUGAGAGAAAGGAGAGGAGGAAGGAGAAGGUGAAUGAGAGAGGUGAGACGGUUGAAGAGGAGAAGGAAAGACUGAGAAGGGAAAUCGCCAUGCAACCGAGCUCCGAGGAGGAAGGAGACACUGAGCUCCUACUAUUACGAAGGAGAGCGCCCAAAAUAAAUAUCAACGACAAAAGGAGGAGGGAUCCAGAGAAGGCUAUGGAGAAUAGCCCACCUUUGACGACGCCGAAGAAAGGCCAGAGGACUGGGCUUAUGGCAGAUGCCAGGGGCAUAAGGCCCGAAUUGGGAACCGAAGCAAAGAGUAAAAUCGAGGAGAUCAGGAGCAGCGAGGCAGAAAAAACCGUAUCUGCAUCCACCAUACUGGAACCUGUUGGGAAGCUGUCACUCAGUAUGAAACACGUGUCUGCACGAUGCGGACCAGGCGAUCGAGAGAGAUACAAAGAGGAGUGUCGCGAUCUUUUUGAAGCGCUGACGAUUGACGAACUAAAGGAAGCGUGCAGAAACGAGAGGAUCAGCUACACAAACAGAGACAUGCCGAUUAAACGAUUGGUAACUAGAAGGCGGUUGAAAGCGUACGAUCCCAUCAACCUGCCCUUACCUGAAUCACCGAGGGUUGUGCCAAAAAUACCGAAAUCGGUUAGAUCUCUUCAAUCCAAACCGAUCAUCAAAGUUGCCAAUGAAGAAAGUGAGUAUGAGGCGGAGGACGAAGAUUUGGACUGAUGUGUCGGGCGCGUGUGGAGAUAAAUUUGUACGCUUUGA